Molecule: messenger RNA, 492 nt
Organism: Meloidogyne enterolobii
Lineage: Eukaryota; Metazoa; Nematoda; Chromadorea; Rhabditida; Meloidogynidae
Source: the annotation of a GenBank genome assembly
AUGUUUAAUUUUUUCUAUUUAGUAAAUCAGCAAGGUCAACUUUCACAUAAUCCUGUAACUGCAGCUCAACAGCAACGCGCAGGACCACCCGUUCAAGCGGACGUUGCAGCAGCUGCUGCUAUGUUUGGAGGGGGACAUGUCGCACCUCCACCAGGUUUUGGGAUGCCCACACCACCGGCUCAGGCGUCGUAUAUGCCACAACCUGCGAAUUUACAGUCCUUGUUUCAGAUGCCAACAUAUCAUCCACAAAUGUCUUACCAACAUCAAUUUAUGCUGCCAAACGCUAAUUGUCUUCCUCAGCGUCCUACAGCGCAAACUUCUCCUCCUGAAGGAAACGGUGGAGGACCGCGUCAUGGUGAUGUUCAAAACUAUGGUGCUGAUUCUGUUAAUGAACAACAACAUUCCGGUGGUCCAGCUGGCGGUGGAGCAGGUGGUCAUCAAUCAUAUGUUAACAAGUUCGUGAACAACAGCACCUAUCGUCCUUAUAUGUAA